Molecule: messenger RNA, 4600 nt
Organism: Cyprinodon variegatus (sheepshead minnow)
Lineage: Eukaryota; Metazoa; Chordata; Actinopteri; Cyprinodontiformes; Cyprinodontidae
Gene: extl3
Product: exostosin-like glycosyltransferase 3
Exons: 5
Coding region: 414-3158 (914 amino acids)
Cellular component (GO): membrane
Molecular function (GO): glycosyltransferase activity
Source: RefSeq, a predicted model, not a curated record
AUUUUUAACAAGAAUGAAGACAUUUGGCUCCUCGUGGUUCUUCUGAUCGGGGAUCUGAAAAUGAGCCCAUCUGAGUUAUCAGAUGGUCAUCAUGUCCUCCUGGCUUCGUCCAUCAACAGAGGAACCCUUUGGACAUACUGAACCUUUAAUUGCAGACGUUCAGAAGGACAGCUAAACCUCUCGACAGAAAAUGGCAUCAGUAUUUUUGAGUUACAAUACAGAGGAGAUUUUAGAGUACAGGUGAGGCUCAGCCAGAGCCCACAUCAGCUAUUGGACUAUCAGCAGAUGACCUUUAGAGAAGACUUAAUGGUUUAGCAUCUGUCCCACCACCUUGCUGACAAGGUCGACUAUGGCUGCAGCGCCUUACAAAAAAGGUUCCUUAGUGGGGCAAGGAAAGGACUGACAGGUCAACAAUGCAGCGUAACGGUGGUGGAGUGGGUGUCGGAGGCCAGACGUGGGUGCUGCGCCGGGUGCGUCUCACGUGGCUCAGUUUCAUGCUCUUCUUCAUCCUGGUCUUCUUCCCACUCAUUGCUCAUUACUACCUCACCACCAUCGAUGAAGCAGGAGGACCCGACAAGCGCAUCUUCGGGCCGCGCCCCGGUGGCGAGCUAUGCGAAGCCAAACACGUGCAGGACCUAUGCCGCAUCCGGGAGUCGGUCAGCGAGGAGCUGCUGCAGCUGGAGGCCAAAAGACAGGAGCUUAACGGGGAGAUCGCCAGGCUCAACCUACGCAUCGAGGCCUGCAAGCGCAGCAUUGACAGUGCCAAGCAGGAUCUGCUGCAGCUGAAAAAUGUAAUUAGCCAGACUGAACAUUCCUAUAAAGAACUAAUGGCCCAGAACCAGCCCAAGCUGUCUUUGCCUGUUCGACUGCUACCAGACAAAGAGGACCCAGGAUUACCGCCACCAAAGUCUGCGCGUUCCUGUCGUCUGAGGUCAUGCUUCGACUACGCACGCUGUCCUCUUACAUCUGGAUUCCCUGUCUAUGUCUACGACACAACUACUUAUCCAUGGGGCAUUUAUCUCGACCCCCUGGUAAAGCAGGCUUUUGCAGCAUCUGUCAAAAGCAAUAUUUAUGUAACUGAUAACCCAAGUAUCGCCUGUUUAUAUGUGGUACUGAUAGGAGAAAUUAUAGAAUCUUCUCCUUUGCCAUCUCCUCUAGAGCUGGAGAAGCAGCUGAAAGCUCUUCCCUACUGGAGGUCUGAUGGACACAAUCACCUCCUGGUGCAUUUCUCCAGGAAGUCCAUGACACAGAACUUCCUGUAUAAUGUCAGCACAGGAAGAGCAGCGGUCGCCCAGUCAAGCUUUCUAGAGCAGCAGUACCGUGAGGGCUUCGACCUGGUUGUCUCCCCACUGGUUCAUGCUCUCUCAGAACCCAACUUUUUGGAAGUUCCACCACAGGUUCCUAUAAAGAGAAAGUACCUUUUCACCUUCCAGGGUGAAAGGGUAGAGUCUUUAAGGAGCAGCCUGCAGGAGGCCCCCCCACAGUCAUUUGAGGAGGAGCUGGAGGGAGAUCCUCCAGCCGACUUUGAUGAUCGUAUAAUUGGCACUUUAAAGGCGGUGCAGGAUAGCCGCCUUGACCAGGUGCUGGUGGAAUUUACCUGCAAGAACCCAAAGCCAAGUUUGCCGACAGAAUGGGCUCUUUGUGGGGAAAGGGAGGACAGACUGGAGGUGCUCAAGGCUUCUACUUUUGCCCUGGUGAUCGCUCCAGGGGACGGACAGCUGGUCGCCUCAGCAGGCUGCGGCAUGAGGCUGUUUGAAGCACUGGAAGUAGGAGCCAUCCCUGUUGUGUUGGGGGAUCACUCUAAACUACCUUACCACCAAUUUAUCCGCUGGACUGAAGCUGCCAUUAUAGUACCUAAGCCACGUGUCACAGAGCUCCAUUUCCUUUUGCGCAGCUUAUCGGACAAUGACAUGCUCGCCAUGAGGCGCCAAGGUCGCUUUCUGUGGGAGACCUACUUCUCAACCUCAGAGAACGUUCUCAACACCAUCCUUGCAAGUGUUAGAACCCGCAUUCAGGUUCCCGCUGCUCCGAUCAAAGACGAGGUCGCACAGGAGAUUCCCCACAAAGCUGGGAAGCUGGCAGGAACAGAUGCCAACCUGGCCGAUAAUGGGGAUCUGGAUCUGGGUCCUGUGGAAACAGAGCCUCCCUAUGCCUCUCCUCGCUUCCUUCGCAACUUCACAUACACGGCUGCAGACACGUACAGAGCUUGGAACAGGGCCCCGGGGCCCUUCCAUUUGUUUCCUCACACCCCUCUGGACCCUGUGUUGCCCUCUGAAGCCAAAUUCCUUGGCUCUGGAACUGGUUUCAGGCCUAUUGGUGGGGGCUCUGGGGGCUCUGGGAAAGAAUUCCAAGCUGCUCUGGGAGGGAAUGUCCCUCGAGAGCAGUUCACAGUGGUCAUGCUGACGUAUGAGAGGGAGGAGGUGCUGAUGAACUCUCUGGAGCGGCUGAACGGGCUGCCAUAUCUUAACAAGGUAGUGGUGGUGUGGAAUUCCCCAAAGCCUCCCUCAGAUGACCUUCUGUGGCCAGACAUUGGCCUGCCUAUUGUGGUUGUCCGCACAGAGAAGAACAGCCUCAACAAUCGCUUUCUUCCCUGGGAUGUCGUGGAAACUGAGGCCAUCCUCUCCAUUGAUGAUGAUGCUCAUCUUCGGCACGAUGAAAUCAUGUUUGGCUUCAGAGUGUGGCGUGAGGCCAGAGAUCGCAUUGUCGGUUUCCCUGGGAGGUACCAUGCGUGGGACGUCAACCAUCAGUCCUGGCUCUACAACUCCAACUACUCCUGUGAGCUCUCCAUGGUCCUGACAGGAGCUGCUUUCUUCCAUAAGUACUACGCCUACCUGUACUCUUACGUGAUGCCCCAGGCCAUCAGGGACAUGGUGGACGAAUACAUAAACUGCGAGGACAUUGCCAUGAACUUUCUGGUGUCUCACAUAACCCGCAAACCACCCAUCAAGGUAACCUCUCGGUGGACCUUCCGCUGCCCCGGCUGUCCUCAGGCCCUCUCACAUGACGACUCGCACUUCCACGAGCGCCACAAAUGCAUCAACUUCUUUGUCAAGGUGUACGGUUAUAUGCCGCUGCUAUAUACGCAGUUCAGAGUGGAUUCUGUGCUGUUUAAGACUCGUUUGCCCCAUGAUAAGACAAAGUGCUUCAAAUUCAUCUAGUGUGGGGUCGAUCGUCUUACAGAGAGCCUGAAACAGUGGAUGAAAUGACUGAAACUUCCACCAGAAGUAGUGAGGAAGACUGACGGUCGGACUGCAGGAUUAACAAGCAGGAGGGAUCAGAUGUUGAGUUGGAUCGAACGUUUAACAGCUGCGGAUUCAGAGAGCGGAAGAUAAAAGAAACUACUGCCGAGAAAUGAAGCUUUUUCAUUGGACAAUUUUCUUUUUUUUUUUUACAUGCCUUUCCAAUCAUGUUCCAUCAUCAACCACUAGUUACAGAAACUGUUUGCACCUCUUAACUGCCUGCUAAAAAAAAAAGGAGGCAGUCUUAAAGUGUACAGAAACACAUAAUGGAUUAAACUGGGAGCGUUUUAGGUAAAAAAGAAAAAAAAAAACCUUUAAACUCGAGCACUGAUGGUCAGACGUAUUUUAUCAGACUUUCUUUUUUUUUUAAAGGAUGUCAUUUAAAUGUGUAAAUAUACGUCUUGUGGACAUUUUUCCAAACCUCCCCGCCUUUGGGGAAAUCAAAAGUACAACCGCUGAGUCCAGUCCUGUCUAGACAGCAGUACGUCCUCCAGAGGGAAUUUAGCAGUCACCGCAAUGCCUGAGAACUGUCAGUAAAACCAGCCAACACAUUUUCGGGUUCAAGUCAUCUUUAAAAGGAGUAAUAUUAACCAAACACCUGCAGAUUAUAAAUAUACCUAAAGAAGCACUGCAGCCUAAAUCAAGCUUGAAUCCAGUUUGAGGAGUUAAUAAACACAGAUCAUAAAACUCUCAAUAAUGACAAAAAAUAUAAAAAAAUGUUUUUUUAAGCACAAGUUUUAGAUUAUUUUUAAAUUCCUGAUCAUCCAUACCUCAUACAUACAUGCUGAAAAUAUACUUUACCCUCAGUAAUUUAUUUUUAAAGCUAUGAACGCCUUUUAUUAGGCUUUUUCAAGCCCUCAUUUUGCUGCCAUCAGAACAAUUCUGACUAUAUCUGAACCCUGACCACCAUAGAAUUGGUUGAGAAAAUUAGUCGGCUUCCUUUGUAAAACAUUUUAAAGUCCAAAAAUUUUAAUAGAUCUGAUGUCUGUUUUAUUUAUUCACAUACCAGUUCUAUGUUUGUUUUUUUAGUGGACCGUACAGCUUUGUCCAAGUAAUAUCUAUAUAGCUAAUUGUUUGAGUUAAAUUACGCAAAUUUGCUGACAGUCAAUAAUUAUUUGGGUCACUUUUUAAAGUACAACAGAACAACCUGAAGGGAUAUAGGUUCCAGUUAUCGUGCCACAAUAAAUGUUCCUGUCUGUAUCCUAAUACAUUUCCUAUUAUUGUUUAUGUCUUGAGGAUGAAACCUUAGAGAAUUUGACUCAUUCAUGUCAGCAGAUUUAUAUUUAACAUUGACUGAUUUCAGUCCGUGUUGAUGUUAAACUCAGUCAGUUGCUGACACUGAGGCUGAUAUUCCAGCAUCU